Lactuca sativa (garden lettuce) is the source of this 1744-nucleotide messenger RNA. Its product is annotated as small RNA degrading nuclease 1. NCBI's taxonomy places the organism in Eukaryota, Viridiplantae, Streptophyta, Magnoliopsida, Asterales, Asteraceae. Gene Ontology annotation, cellular component: nucleus. Gene Ontology annotation, molecular function: exonuclease activity; nucleic acid binding. The record is from RefSeq and is a predicted model, not a curated record.
AGAAUGAGAACCCUUUACCAGUCUUCACAAUCUCUUUUAAACCCUACCCCAAUUAUAAACCCUAAAUAUUUUCUCCCUAAAAUUCCAACUUCAAACACGCUAAACAUCCCUGAAAAAAACGCUUUCAAUGGAUAAGCUCGAAAAGGCUCCAAAAGAGGUUCUGGUCGACAUUGUGAAAUUGGCACAAAAGCGAGAAAUGAAAGGUAGUAAUGGAGGUUGGAAGGAGUUCUUGGCUGUUUACGACAAGAAGAUUGGGGUCAGCUUGAGUGAUCCAGCAAGGAGGUCCACUGAAGCAUUGAUUGCUUUCUUGAAUACAUUCAGUGAUAUUGAUGAUUUGAAGUUUUUUGAUAAAGUGGCUGAGAAACAUUACAGCUUGGAACAUAUCGAAAAGAAAACAGAUAAAUUAUCCCCUGAACAGGAGCUUGUCUACAAGACUAUUGGUCAUCCACAAUAUGCACAAAGUUAUUCAUUUCCAUCAUAUGAGGAGGGGUGGAUAAUCACAAAGGAGAGAAAAAAGGCUAAAGCAAAUCGAUCAAAUGCAAUGAUUGCAAUUGAUUGUGAGAUGGUGUUAUGUGAAGAUGGAAGUGAUGCUUUGGUUAGGGUUUGUGUUGUGGAUCGUGAUUUAAAGGUCAAACUUGAUGAACUUGUUAAGCCUGAAAAAGCAGUUGCUGAUUAUAGAACUAAUAUAACUGGAGUUUCUGCCAAAGAUUUGGAACAAGUUACUUGUUCAUUACAAGAUGUACAGGAUUCUAUGAAGAAGUUGCUAUCAAGAGGAACGAUUUUGAUUGGGCAUAGUUUGAAUAAUGAUCUACAAGCAUUGAAGAUAGAUCACACAAGAGUAAUCGACACCUCUCUUGUCUUCAAAUAUUGGAGUGGCUCCAAUUUCAGGAGACCAUCUUUGAAUGAUUUGUGUAAGGCAAUUUUGGGAUAUGAACUUCGAAAAGAAGGUGAACCACAUGAUUGUUUGGAGGAUGCACGUGCAGCAAUGAAACUUGUAAUUGCCAAAAUAGAAACUGGAGUUGAUAAAAAUAUACCCUUGAAUCAAACUAACGUGGUUGAAGGUUCAGAUGCAAUGAAGUUACUUUGUCACCGCAUACCAGUCGCCAUUCCUGGAGAAAAAUUACUUGAAAUUAUUCCUGGAGACUUCACAAUUGAAGUGAAGGAAAAUAAGAAAGGCAAAGGAGACAAGUAUUCAGCUUUAGCAGUUUUUAAGAAUAAACAGGAGGCAGAUAAGGUGUACGAGGGUCUUAAGGGUGAUGAAAUUAAAGAUUCAUCUGGGCGUCCACAGAAGUUGAUUUUAUUUAAACUGGAAUCAGGUCUAGGUGGCAGUUUGUAUGUGAGGAAGAUGGUCCAACCUGGCGGUAGUAAUGUCCAGGUGGCAGCAUCGAAUAAACGGGGAGCCGAAGAAGAGGUGCCAGCUCAGCAUCACAAGAAGCUAAAGACAGAAGAUGAGACGAUGGAAUUAAAACCACAAACAGUUGUAUGUGAACAUUGUGAUGGUUACUUGAAAGAGAUUGAAAGCUUGAAGAAAAAAUUAAGUGAAAGAGAUCAAGAAAUAUCAACUUUACACAAGAUUAUUGUUUCUCAAGCAAGAAAACAAUCCGGAAUUUGACUGACUUUGACUUGGUUACAUAUGAAUUUUGUUUUCGCGUUUUGAAAUUUUGGGUCAAAUGUGGUUCAAAUUUACUAUUUAUUAUAACAAUUGUAUUUUCAGAUUAUUUCUUAUCUAUCAUGUUAUACCAUA